Messenger RNA from Dunckerocampus dactyliophorus (ringed pipefish), 2822 nucleotides. RefSeq lists its product as uncharacterized. Bases 220 to 1290 code for a protein of 356 amino acids. The record is from RefSeq and is a predicted model, not a curated record. The transcript is spliced from 8 exons. Lineage: Eukaryota; Metazoa; Chordata; Actinopteri; Syngnathiformes; Syngnathidae. Gene Ontology annotation, cellular component: membrane.
ACAAAGCGUAGCCGAGCCGGCUGCACGGAAGUGGUGUUGUUACCACGGUGUGAAAUGAGCCGCUAUAGUCUGAAAAAAAUAUAUAUAUCCCCCGCUCGAAAAUGCGGUUAAUCUUGUAAUUAUUACUUCAUUGUUUUUUCUUAUCAGUAUCUUGCAAUUGCUUGAACUCAUCGAAGGGAUAAGCGGGCUACCUUGCUAGCUUCACCAACACAGGCGGCCAUGCCUCCCUACUCUGAAUUGAGGAAAAGCAAUCACUUCUACUACUUCAUCAAAUUUACCCUAAAUGUCUAUUCGAUGCUUUUUUCGCUGGUGGGUCUGUGUGUGCUCUGCGUGGGGGUGUAUGCCGAGGUGGAAAGGCAGAAAAAUCGAACUCUGGAGGGUCUCUUCCUGGCUCCUGCUGUGGUGCUAAUCCUGCUGGGCCUGGUAAUGUUCACAGUCUCACUUGUGGGCAUGGUCGGCUCCCUCAGGGACAACAAAACACUGCUGCACAUGUUCCUUUGCGUUCUCUGUGUUUUGCUACUUCUUCAAGCUAUCGCCCUCAUCAUAGCUCUCAUCUUUGAGAAGAAGACGUCUGCCUUGUUUCAAAGCAGUAUACGAGAGGGAAUCAAACACUAUUACGAUGAUCUGGACUUCAAAAACAUCUUGGAUUACGUGCAACAGAAGUUUUCAUGUUGUGGAGGGGAUGAGUAUAAGGAUUGGGCAGUCAAUCAAUACCAUUUCUGCAACGGUACCGGUCCACUUGCAUGUGGUGUUCCAUAUACCUGCUGCGUCCGCCGUAAGGUAGGAGAGGUCAUUAACACCCUGUGUGGGUCCAAGGCUCUGGCUCUCGAUAAACAGCGUGAAACCCUGCAGGAGGUGAUCCACGUGCGAGGCUGCAUCCAUGCAGUCAACCUUUGGAUGAGUGACAACAUUGGGAUAACUAUUGCACUGUGCUGUGCCAUCGGGCUGCCGCAGCUGUUGGGCAUCAUCCUGAGCUGCGUCUUCUGGAACCUGCUGGUGGAAAUGAGCCAGUCUACCGACAUGGUGGACUUCAAGCUCAAGAAGCUGGAGUUCAAGUACAGCGAGCUGGACCUGGCCGGUGCCGGAUGGUGUAUGUGCCUGCCGAGGGACGGCGGCUACUUGCCCAUUCCAGCCUCCGAGCCCGAACUGGACCCCAUUGACAUUCACCUGGAGAAGCUGAAGAAGCAGCCGCCUCGCACUCAUUCUCAGCUCCGAGAACUUCAACAGUCCCGAUCGACCACCGGGCUGGACGAGGUAGACGUGGGCCGUAAGCUGAAAAGGGAACACUGAUUGGUCUCGUUGCCCUUUCAUUGUAAACUUUUUAUUUGUUUGAUUUGUGUUGCACUACUUAUGGGUUAAAUUUCUGAUGUUGGAUUUAGGGAAUUUGGUCCGCCAAACGGAUCCAAAAUACUUUGUCACUUUGCUGAUGAUUGUGUUUACUAAGAAUUCCAGGAACAAACAAAAUAGAGCAGGGGUGUCCAAAGUGCGGCCAGGGAAUUUUCGAGACAUAAAAUUAUAGCUGCAACAAUUAAUCAAUGAUUAAUCGCUUAUGCAGUUAAUCGACAACACUUUUGGUAUACGAUUUUAUGUUUUUCGAUUUAAAAAUGUAAAUAUCCUUUGAUUUCAGCCUCUUAAAUAUUUUUUGAUUUCCUUAGUCAGCCACGAAAGAAGACCUACUACAACAUGUUUCCAAGUUUAGCGUCACGUGCACCUCCCAAAUAAUCCUCGAGCUGCAGCUGUGAUUGGUCGGCCUGUAGUACAUUAAUUCCUGUAUGUUUUGGAUUCGUUCAGUGGGUGGACAGCCCACCUUCGCAAACGCCUUCUCCUCUGAUUUUGGAUCAACAUUCGCAAUAAAAAUGACUUGCAACGCAUUGAUGCUGCAAUAACACUCCCUAUGUGUUUUUAAUUGCCAUUGUUCACUCAUGAUGAAGGAAGCUAACGGGCUAAAUAGUCAACGAGAAUUGUGGUUGCUCACAGAGCUGACGUCACAUCACACGCUCAACUAUGACGAAGAUCUGCAAAAUAAUAGCAUGGCAGUAUUAACCGGGAUGCCCCUAUUUUUUUCUCUCGAUUGUUAUCCACCAGACCUACGUUGGAGUAGUUUUAGAGCGUUUAUUUAAAAAAUAAAUCAAAUAAAGUAAAUGUCAAAGUGGCCCCACGCAUCCUUCGUGCCCCGCUGCAGAAAAAGUUUGGACACCCCUGACAUGAGGCAUCGACUUCAUUAUUUAUUAAUUUCUUUUCUUGUUUUUGGCAUUUUAGCACAUUUAAUUUCAUUUGAGCCUUCGAAACUCAUCCGCUAAAGCUUACCUCAGGCUGUUUCCAAAAUAGCCCGAUAGUCAAGAGGACGAAAACUACUGUAUCUUGUGUACAAAUUAAUUGUAGAGUCAUGGAAGUUUUUCAGUGUGUGACAAAUAGGACUAGCCACGUAUGUCAUGCUUGUAACAUCUGUGAUGGAUGUGUACAGGUUGUGUGUUUUUUUUAAUUAGGAGUUUGAUUUGUGCAGUCUGUGUUUUGUAAAACUGAUAGUUGUGGAAUAACACGAAUGCAUGUUUUGUACUGUGUAUGACCAUAAGCGGGUUUAUGAUACUUGGUUUACAUUUGGAGCUCUCGAAGGAGGCUUGAUUUUUACAGUUUGUUUGUUUUUUUAACCAUAUGGGUUUUUAUUAUUUCCUUCUUUCAAAGGGGCAACUAAAAGGGAUAAUGCAGGCUACAACUCAGUUCUUUGACUGUGUUUUCACACACCGCUGUUUUGAGCUUCCCUCCAGCUCUUGCCUUGUACCAACACUACUGCUCCUCUUAAUAAACCUGAAUUUGUCUCCUGA